Scaptodrosophila lebanonensis is the source of this 1796-nucleotide messenger RNA. RefSeq names its product actin-42A. Gene Ontology annotation, biological process: mitotic cytokinesis. The transcript has 2 exons. NCBI's taxonomy places the organism in Eukaryota, Metazoa, Arthropoda, Insecta, Diptera, Drosophilidae. The coding region runs from base 151 to 1281 and encodes 376 amino acids. The record is from RefSeq and is a predicted model, not a curated record.
UAUUCGAAAAAGUAGGCGUCGGUCAGAUUUAUUUGAGGAGCGUCAGUCAUUGUGUCUGGUUUACGUAGCGGCUCAAAUUGUGAAACUUGAAAAAGUUUUUCGUAUCUAGACUAUUUCCUUAAAAGAAAGCUAAACUAACUCAUUAAGAACAUGUGUGACGAAGAAGUUGCCGCUUUGGUUGUCGAUAAUGGUUCCGGUAUGUGCAAAGCCGGCUUUGCCGGCGAUGACGCACCACGCGCAGUCUUCCCAUCAAUUGUGGGCCGACCACGUCACCAAGGCGUAAUGGUUGGUAUGGGGCAGAAGGACUCGUAUGUGGGCGACGAGGCUCAGAGCAAGCGUGGUAUCCUUACACUAAAGUAUCCCAUUGAGCACGGAAUUGUAACCAAUUGGGACGAUAUGGAGAAAAUUUGGCACCACACUUUUUAUAACGAGCUGCGUGUCGCCCCAGAGGAGCAUCCUGUCCUGCUCACCGAAGCUCCUUUAAAUCCCAAGGCCAACCGCGAGAAAAUGACUCAGAUCAUGUUCGAGACCUUCAACACCCCGGCCAUGUAUGUCGCCAUCCAGGCCGUACUCUCGCUAUAUGCUUCUGGUCGUACCACUGGCAUUGUCCUCGACUCUGGAGACGGUGUCUCGCACACCGUCCCCAUAUAUGAGGGUUAUGCAUUGCCACAUGCCAUUUUACGUCUGGACCUGGCCGGUCGGGACUUGACCGACUACUUGAUGAAGAUCCUUACCGAACGUGGCUACUCGUUUACCACCACUGCCGAGCGUGAAAUUGUGCGCGACAUUAAGGAGAAAUUGUGCUAUGUCGCCCUGGACUUUGAGCAGGAAAUGGCAACUGCAGCUUCCAGCUCCUCGCUCGAGAAGUCCUAUGAGUUGCCCGAUGGACAGGUCAUCACCAUUGGCAACGAGCGGUUCCGUUGUCCCGAGUCCCUGUUCCAGCCCUCGUUCUUGGGCAUGGAGGCCUGCGGCAUACAUGAGACCACUUACAACUCGAUUAUGAAGUGCGAUGUCGAUAUUCGCAAGGACUUGUAUGCCAACACAGUGUUGUCGGGCGGUACCACCAUGUAUCCAGGCAUUGCUGACCGCAUGCAGAAAGAGAUUACUGCCCUGGCUCCGUCCACCAUGAAGAUCAAGAUUGUCGCUCCGCCCGAGCGCAAAUACUCUGUCUGGAUCGGUGGCUCUAUUCUGGCCUCGUUGUCCACAUUCCAGCAAAUGUGGAUCUCCAAGCAGGAGUACGAUGAGUCUGGACCCUCAAUUGUUCACCGCAAAUGCUUCUAAACGGCUUCGGCUGGUUGUGGGCGUAGCCGCUUUGCGUCUCGCAUCGAUGUCAUCAAUAGUUUUGUUCGAUUUUCAUAUAAGGAUAGUGUAUUGGUAUAAACGUGUAGGACGAGCACCAAAAAAAAGAAGAAAAACUAUUGCAGGCAUAGAUGUAAUUGCGCGCAGGGACAACAGAGGGACUUCUUCGGCGGAAAACAACGCUCACGCUCCCCAAAAAAACAACAAAGAUAUUUUACACCCUAUAAAGUACUUUUAUAAACACUUAUAAUACAUACAUAUACAUGAAUACAUCAUUCCAUUUUCAUACACUUAAGCAAACCAAUUUUGUGUUCCUUCGAAAUUCACGAGUUCUACGCACAAUUUGGCGUUAUUUAAAGUUCAUCCAUCUUUCGGUUUAAGCAUAAACUUUAAAGCAUUCCUACUACAUACAUAUGUAUUACACAUACCAUACAUUAAAAAAAAAUAAUUUGUAAACGCUUAUUAAACCAAUAAACAAAGCGACGAACUGAAACAUC